Messenger RNA from Culex pipiens pallens (northern house mosquito), 1191 nucleotides. RefSeq lists its product as uncharacterized. Gene Ontology annotation, biological process: sensory perception of smell; detection of chemical stimulus involved in sensory perception of smell. The record is from RefSeq and is a predicted model, not a curated record. NCBI's taxonomy places the organism in Eukaryota, Metazoa, Arthropoda, Insecta, Diptera, Culicidae. The transcript is spliced from 7 exons. The coding region runs from base 1 to 1191 and encodes 396 amino acids. Gene Ontology annotation, cellular component: plasma membrane. Gene Ontology annotation, molecular function: olfactory receptor activity; odorant binding.
AUGGCGCCGCACACGUGGCUGCACCCUGGUGCAAUUGCCGUCGAGAUGGGUCACAACCACAGCGCGCAGUGCACUCAUCGGCUCCUGCGAGGACGAUUGGCACAUCCGGACUCACGGUCCGAGAUUGUAGCGCGGUCGUACGGUAUCGACCAGCAGAACCUCCCGGUACCAGCAUGCGGGAAAACGUCUGCGUUAGGGAUUCUGAUUCUGAUUCUGGGCGCAGAUAACAAGACCUACCAGCAAAGACCGGGCUGGAACGGAACGGACCAAUACGGUGUGGAGACGUAUCUCGAACGGAUGCGAUCCAUUUGCGUAACAAACCGUCUCGUGUACUCUGCAGUGUAUCUCCUCGGCAAUCAGAUGCAGAUUAUUAUAAUUCGAACGGCUGGUUCCUACAUGACGCUGGUGCAGUCUUUGGUGGAGUUAAUGCCAAAAACAUCGUCAGUGCACGCAUUCCGCCAAUCCCAGUACAAACCACUGCGAUCGCAACGGAGGGCAUUCAGGAUCCUCGGUUACUACCCGGGAGAUUCGGGCUUUCGGCACUGGUCGCUGGUUGGCGUUUUCCUGUUUCAUUACUGGUCCCAGGUUCAGCUGUGCUACUGGGAGUUUAGCCACGGCUGGCACAAGAUUCGCGAAGGUGAGGUGUUUGUGGCGCUGGAAGUGAUGACACCUACCCUGAGCCGGGUCGGGGCACUGCUCAAGUGUUUCUUUCUAUUCGCCGAACGGAAGAGCCUCCCAUACGAGUACAAGUACUCACCGGUGUUUGAGUUGACAUUCCUGCUGAUGUCCUACAUUACGUUCACCCCUUGCUUCAUGCUGGCUGGCAGCGAUGGCCUGUUCAUCGGCGUCAGUCUACUCGUCAGCAGCCGGUUUCGAAUAGUCCAACAGCAGCUGAGAAAUCUAAAGACAGAAGAGAGCCUUCUCGAAAUUGAUCCUACAGAGAACAAGCGAAUUUUGACGCAAUUGAAGCAAAUUGUCCAGCAUCACAAUCAGGCUAUUGAAAUGUCCCAGGAAUUGUCCUCGCUGUUCGUACCGAACGUAUUUACGUGCUACACUAUCGCCGCCGUUAAGCUGGGUAUGGCAUGCCUUAUUAUGUCUAAGCAAGGAACGAUGAUCUUCGGCAUGAACAUCAUGGUUGACCGUCAAAGACUACCGUCGUGCGACGAACGUAGUGUAGCGAUGGUAGCGUGA